Capra hircus (goat) is the source of this 2438-nucleotide messenger RNA. It is a transcript of the gene CD3G, whose product is annotated as CD3g molecule. Gene Ontology annotation, molecular function: transmembrane signaling receptor activity. Gene Ontology annotation, biological process: cell surface receptor signaling pathway; positive thymic T cell selection. NCBI's taxonomy places the organism in Eukaryota, Metazoa, Chordata, Mammalia, Artiodactyla, Bovidae. The record is from RefSeq and is a predicted model, not a curated record. The transcript has 7 exons. Gene Ontology annotation, cellular component: alpha-beta T cell receptor complex; membrane; external side of plasma membrane. Bases 273 to 800 code for a protein of 175 amino acids.
GUAUAAGCCGAGUCUCUGAGAUGGAAAUCCAGCACUCUGUCCCGCUCCCUCCCCUCCACCUCCCACGCUCCUCUCCCCAACGGAAAGUCAGAGCCAUCUGCACCUGCAGCCCUCCUGAGCCCUGCCCCCACCCACUGCCCACACUAGCAGCCCAGGGUGGAGGCUCACAGGGGCCCCAGCCCUAAGGAUGCUGGGCGGGGCCAGGCUAGCUGCUAGCACAGGCUGGCUGGCUGGCUGCUGCGGGUUGCUCAGUGCUUCUGCGGAGAACAGAGAUGGAUAUGCAGCAGAGGAAGCGUCUGGCUGGCCUCAUCCUGGCUGUCACUCUUCUUCAAGGUACUAUGGCCUAUGUGAGAGAAGUAAAAGUGGAUGACAAUCGAGAAGAUGGUUCUGUAAUUCUGAUUUGUGUCACGGAUGAAAAAAAGAUCACAUGGCUUAAAGAUAUGGAAGAAAUAAGUUCUGGAGACACAGAUAAACUUACCUGGGAUCUUGGAAGUAGUACCAAAGACCCUCGAGGAAUAUAUGAAUGUAAAGGGUCAAGUAACGAAUCAAAAUCACUCCAAAUAUAUUAUAGAAUGUGUCAGAACUGCAUUGAACUGAAUCCAGCCACUGUGGCUGGCUUUAUCUUCACUGAAAUCGUCAGCAUUUUCCUCCUUGCUGUUGGGGUCUACUUCAUUGCUGGACAGGAAGGAGUUCGCCAGUCAAGAGCUUCAGACAAGCAGACGCUGUUGAACAAUGACCAGCUCUACCAGCCCCUUAAGGAACGGGAAGAUGACCAAUACAGCCACCUGAGGAAGAAGUGAACCUAAGACUCAGACUAGAUUUGCCUUUUCUGGAAAAAUGGAAUCAUAUGGAUGUUCUGGACAUUCUCGUGCCAAGUCUUCAUGUGGACAUAUGUUUUCAUUUCUCUGGGUUGCUACCUAGGAGGGAAGGAUUGCUGGGUGGUAUGGUAAAUUUAUAUCAGUUUAAGAAACUGCCAAAGUGUUUGCCAAAACUGGCUGUUCCAUUUUACAUUCCCAGCAGCAAUAAGUGAUUGGGGUUCCUCUUUCUCCUCAUCCUCACAAAAGUUCGUUACUAUCUUUUUUAGUAUAGCCAUUCUAGGGGAUGUAAAACAGUAUCUUAUUAUGGCUUUAAUUUGCAUUCUCAAAUGACUAAUGAUGUUGAACAUCUUUUCAUGUGCUUAUUGGCUAUUCUCAUCAUAUCUUUAGUGAUGUGUGUAUUCACAACUUUUAAAAUUCAGUUAUUUGUUUUUCUUCUUACUAUUGAAUUGUAAACAUUUUUAUAUAUUUUCAAAUACAAGUCUUUUAGCAGAUAUAUGAUUUGCAAAUAUAUCUACCAGUUUGUGAUUUGUCUUUUCAUUUUCUUAAUGGUGUCUUUUGAAAUGCAAAGGUUUUUAAUUUUGCUGAAAUCUGUUUUACUCUUUUUUUUUCUUUUAUGGAUUGUGCUCUUGGUGUCAUGACUAAGAAAUCCUUGCCAAACCCAAGAUCACAAAGAUGUUUUUAUAGUUUUAGUUCUAACGAUAAAUGUUAUUUUGAAAAUUAAGACUAUUUGUAAAAAUACAAAUAAAUGCAAUUGCAGGACCAUAAUGUAUUUUCACCUGUCAUUUAAUGAAAUAUUGCCAAAUUGCACUUCAUAGAGCUUGGACCAAUACAUAAUUCUAACGAGUGCCUAUUGUUUCAUACACAAUCCAAAAGUGCACUACUAAGCUUUUUCAACUUUGUAAAUCAGAUAAGUUAAAAUGGCAUCUUGGCUUAAUUUUAAUUUGCAUUUUCCUAAUUAAAAAUGAGAGUGAAUCAUUUACUUUUCCUGCUCAUGAAAUAUAGGCUCAUAUCCUUUGAUUGUCUUAUUGACUUGCAACAAUCCUUUACAUAUUUGGGAAACUAUAUCUUUUGUUUACAAUAUUAACUGCAAAUAUUUUCAGUUUUGGGUUUUGACUUUACUUAUGGUUGGUUUUCUACACACAUUUUACAAACAUUUGCAUGUAGUAGAAUUCACUGUUCUUUUACGGUUUCUAGGUUGUUUCAUAUUUUAAAAUGCCUUCUCCCAUUCUAAGAUUAUUCUUUUAAAACUUUUCUUCCAUUAAUUCCUCUAGCAUUUUCCUGGUUUAUAUAUUUAAAUCUCUGAUCCAUCUUAGACUAAUUUAAUCCAAGGUGUAAAGGUCUAAUAUAUUGGCUAACUUUUAAAUCACACAGCUACCCACUUAAUCUGGAACUAUUUAUUGAAAAACCCACCUUAUGCACAUUGAUUUUAAAUGCUCCACUCUCACCAGAUUGUAAACUCCAAAAAGGAAGACUUGUAUUUUUUUUUCCACUACUGUAGCUUGAGGAGCUAAAACAAUGCUAGAACAUAAUAGGCACUCUAAGAUUGCUCAGCAUUUGGUAUGUACAUAUUCAUGUCUGUGUGUGUGCGUUAAAAUAAAGUAAAACACCAUUUUAACCAUU